Molecule: messenger RNA, 1263 nt
Organism: Paramuricea clavata
Lineage: Eukaryota; Metazoa; Cnidaria; Anthozoa; Malacalcyonacea; Plexauridae
Source: the annotation of a GenBank genome assembly
AUGCAACAACUCAUCACCGUUAUCAAUACAGGAUGGGCAAUAGACCGGAAACAAUGUCCACCAACACUAAUUCCAUUCUAUAACAAUCGAAGCGAACUUAUUGAAGAUAAUGGAUUAGUCUUCUUUGGCGAAAGACUCGUUGUGCCUUCAUCCUUAAGAAAAGAAAUGCUACAGCAAAUUCACAAGUCCCAUAUAGGUAUUGAGGGUUGUCUGCGGCGAGCACGGGAAGUGAUAUAUUGGCCACGAAUGAAUGCGGAGGUGAAAGAUUAUGUUUCAAAGUGCUCCAUAUGCCAAACACACCAGCCGGAGCAGUGUCGUAAACCACUGAAGUCCUACGACCUACCACAACGACCAUGGUCAGUGGUUGGAGAGGACCUAUUUCAAUUGGGACAUCAGCAAUUUCUUAUCAUUGUUGACUACUGGAGUGGGCUCUUUGAAGUUCAAGAGUUAUCAAAAGUUACAUCGAAAACUGUCAUCACUGCAUCAAAGGUCCAAUUUGCGAGGCAUGAAAUUCCGGACACCCUAAUCUCCGAUAAUGGUCCUCAGUUUACGUCAGCGGAAUUUGCCCAGUUUACAAACGAGUGGCAAAUUGAACACCGAACAUCGAGCCCACACUAUCCUCAAUCUAAUGGACGUGCCGAAAAUGCAGUGAAAACCUGUAAAUCCCUAUUAAAGAAAACAAAAGCCAGCGGUGAAGAUCCUCUAUUAGCAUUGAGGUCCAAUAUUUUCAGAGGGACACUCCGACUGAAAAUAUUGGACCUCACCAGCGUAAAGAUUAAUGGGUCGACGUACUCGUACAUUGCUUCCCACACAUCAGAGUCUUCUUAAAACACCGGAGCAAAACGGAACAAAGAAGGAAUUAGAGAACCGCAAAGCAAAACAAGCAAGGUUGUAUAACAAGAAAUGUAAACUGCUUGAGCCCCUACAAAGUGGAUGCGCUAUUAGAAUGAAACUUCCCGGUGAUCGCCGUCAUCUACGUGCGACCAAAGAGAUGGCACGCGAAAGAACGCGAAAGAUUCCCAAAUCGAACCGAGCGAGCCGAUCGAAAAGGACCUCACCCCAAGUUUACCAGUCGUGGAACAUAGCACCCCAACUAAACCUUUAAACCAUGAAACAGGAAAUGAAAAUCAGUUAGGCAGUUCUGGCAGUAAUGGAGGUCGAACGCCGAGUGAAAGUGACGCGGGACAAGAAGAAACAAUCCCUCGUCGAACUACGCGAGAGCGACGUUCGCCCGAUUGGCAUAACGAUUACGAGAGACACUAA